AUGGAUUCGAACGAUCCCCCCACCUCGACAGGCCGGGGCACGGAUCUCGACCCUCAUGCCCCCGAAGUACCGCCGACAUCCAAAAAAGAAACGACUGUUCCGGAUCAAGGCCAUAAUACCUCCAUGGACAGUACGACUGUAGGCGGCACGGAUCGAGUAUAUCCUAUUCGGUCAAUCAUCUCCUUUAAUCCCGUUUCCACAGACAUUACCCAGCAAAGCAUACCAAAUGAAAUGCGUUCUCCGCGAAGUGGUGCUCGUUCAUAUUCAAUUAUCGACGCCGAUACUUGGGACCAAUUGAGUUCACAAUCUGCUAGUUCGCCACAUACCAAUCCUUCUCCCAACGCGCCUGUCCAUAGUCCUGAGUCGACCGGUCGGCUCUCGCAGCAGUCUUCUGAUGUCUUCUCGCCGGCCUCGAGCGCUGCCGAGCGAGACGCUCCGCCGGAUGAGAGCUCCACGUACAGGAAAGUCGCGCCGGAAGAGGGCCAUGCGAGCCUUGUUACUUCGCGGUUCCAGCACGUGGUCACGGCGGCGGGUCAUGCUGUUAUAACAGGCAAUACACCUGAUUCUUUUCGGGCCUGUGAAGACGAACCGAUCCACAUUCCGGGCGCCGUGCAAACCUUUGGCGUCAUGCUUGUUUUGCGCGAGACACCUGAGGGUUCACUAGCAGUCCAUGUAGCUAGUGAAAAUUCUGAGGCUAUUUUGGGUCAUUCGCCAAGUAACCUUUUUGCGCUGGAGAGUUUCUCUGACCUCCUGCAAGACGACCAGACCGACAUCCUCCUCGAUCAUAUUGACUUCAUCAGAGACGAUGGAUAUGACCCCGUUAGCGAUGGCCCAGAGGUAUUUAUCCUUGCUGUUAAGGAUCGACUUAGCCGUCCUCGACGCUUUUGGUGUGCCAUCCAUGUAAACCCCGCUCACCGGGAUGUGCUCAUCUGUGAGUUCGAAUUGGAGGACGACCGCAUUAACCCUCUCAACGUUGCUGGGCGCACAACACCUACAUCCCCGACGGAUACCUUGGGCUUUGAACCAACACCUGAUCAAUUAGCAAGCAGCACUGUGAACAUCAGCCAGCCGCUACGAGUGCUUCGGAAUGCACGCAGAAGGAGGGGCGAAGCAGCUGCCAUGGAGGUAUUCAGUAUUGUUAGCCAGAUUCAGGAUCAGCUUGGUGAUGCCCAAAACAUGGACGCUUUGCUAAACAUUACGAUUGGCAUAGUUAAGGAGUUAACGGGAUUUCACCGCGUGAUGAUAUAUCAGUUUGAUAGCGAGGCCAAUGGAGAUGUGGUGGCAGAAUUAGUCGACACGAGAAUGACCAAGGACUUGUAUAAGGGAUUACAUUUCCCAUCGUCGGAUAUUCCAAAGCAAGCCCGCGACCUGUAUCGUCUCAACAAAGUACGCAUACUCUACGACCGUGAGCAGAUGAGCUCACGGUUGGUGUGUCGAGGCAUCGAGGAUCUCAAGACUCCUCUAGACAUGACACAUGCCUACUUGCGUGCAAUGUCGCCUAUCCACAUCAAGUACCUAGCGAACAUGGGGGUCCGUGCGUCCAUGUCGAUCAGUAUCAACAACACGCAUGAUCUUUGGGGUCUGAUCUCCUGCCACUCAUAUGGAGACGCCGGCAUGCGAGUACCUUUCCCGAUUCGGAAAAUGUGUCGGUUGAUCGGUGAUACACUUUCUCGGAACAUCGAGCGUCUUUCUUACGCAUCACGUCUCCAGGCACGCAAGCUCCUCAACACCAUCCCUACGGAUGCAAACCCCUCGGGUUACAUAAUUGCCUCAUCGGAUGACUUACUGAAGCUUUUUGAUGCGGACUACGGCGCAUUGUCUAUCAGAGGGGAGACCAAGAUCCUCGGAAAGUCAACCGAGUCACAGGAGAUGCUGGCUCUGCUAGAGUUUCUCAAGAUCCGCCAGCUCAAUUCCGUCGUUGCAUCGCAUCAUGUGAAGAAGGACUUUCCAGACUUGCGUUACCCGCCGGGCUUCAAGGAGAUCUCGGGCAUGUUGUACGUGCCUUUGUCGGCCGAUGGCAAGGACUUUAUCGUCUUCUUCCGCAAGGGCGAGCUGACGCAGAUCAAAUGGGGUGGUAAUCCUUAUACUAAACUCCUGCAAAAUGGUCACCUCGAACCUCGCGCGAGUUUCCAGGUCUGGACUGAGACUGUCAUGGACCGGGCUCGUGAAUGGAGCGAAUCGGAAGUAGAGACUGCAGCCGUUUUAUGCCUGGUCUAUGGCAAAUUUAUCAAAGUAUGGAGACAACAGGAGGCUGCGUUGGAAGGUUCGCAGUUGACGAAGCUGCUUCUGGCUAAUUCAGCCCACGAAGUCCGAACCCCGCUGAAUGCCAUUGUCAAUUAUCUAGAAAUUGCUCUCGAAGGUGCCUUGGACACGGAGACUCGCGACAACCUUACCAAAUCAUACUCCGCCUCGAAAUCAUUGAUCUACGUCAUCAACGACCUAUUGGACCUGACCAACACCGAAAAGGGACACAAUUUGAUCAAAGAUGAACCCUUCGAUCUUCCGUUAUGUUUCAAGGAAGCGACCGGCAUGUUUUCCGGCGAGGCGCACCGGAAAGGAAUAGAGUAUACGGUUCACGCCCACCCCGGGCUCCCGAAGACCGUUAUGGGUGAUGAACGGCGUGUUCGGCAGGCAAUCUCAAAUCUGAUCUCAAAUGCCAUCCAGCAUACAUCUACGGGUGGCGUCACUGUCGAAAUGUGGCGAGCCCCUGGCAAUCCAGAGCCUGGGUUUGCAACCAUACACAUGACGGUGCUUGAUACGGGGACCGGAAUGUCGUCCGCUAUACUGGAGACGAUGUUCCAGGAAUUGGAGCAGGUCUCCUCGGAGGACGACAGCUACUUUUUCGACCGAGAUCCUAACAAUAAUUCGCAGCAUACUGAGAGUGAACGCCAGAAAGGUGUCCUCGGGUUGGGGCUCGCUUUGGUGUCUCGCAUUGUACGGAAUACCCACGGUCAGCUCACCGUGCGAUCGGAGGAGGGCAAGGGUAGCCGCUUCCAGAUUUCGCUACAAUUUGCUACACCAGAGGAUACGGAUUUUGACCAACCCGAAACCCCACAAACGUCGACGCAGGACGAUGGCGCCAUCCCUUUUGAGGCCAAGGAAGAGUUUAUCUUGGUCGACAGCAGCUCGUCUGCACCAAGUGAUGGAUGGCGACGCAGUGGUAGCUAUCGUGGCGCGAAUAGCCCGUCUGCAGACGAGCUGGACGACAAACUGGUAGUUGAGGAAUCUAUUGAUCGUACAAAAGACGAAGCUGCUGGUCUGCUUCCCUCUUCAGAUCGCCGGAAACUCGUUACGCUGCCUUCCACCCCUGAAAGAUUGGAUGACGUCACACGUGCUUUGCAGCAGAACGUGCAGAAUCUGUCCAUAUCCGACAAACCGGCAAGCACUAUUGCAGGCCCUGCAGGACCCGCUCCAACGAGUGCUCCUGCAGGCUCGGACACUAAAGCCCCGUCUGGCAAGUACCGCGUUCUGGUGGCCGAAGACGACCCUAUCAAUGGCAAGAUUGUACAGAAGAGGCUCGGGAAGCUAGGCCACACCGUCCAACUGACAGUAAACGGUGAAGAAUGCGCAGCUGCAUACCGAGCCGAUUCUGCGCAAUAUGAUGUCGUCUUGAUGGAUAUCCAGAUGCCGAUUGUGGAUGGUAUCAAAUCGACGGAAAUGAUCCGCGAGUUCGAAACGUCGUCCGAUUCGAUAGAGCUCUCGUCGGUCGCAAAGCUGAACAAUCGAAUCCCCAUAUUUGCAGUUUCAGCCUCUCUUCUAGAGAAGGACAUGUCCCUAUAUGUUGAUGCAGGCUUCGAUGGCUGGGUCAUGAAACCCAUCAACUUCAACCGACUCAACGUGCUUUUUGAAGGCCUUCAAACGGGAGAUACAAGAAACGCUGCUACGUAUCAUCCGGGCUGCGACUGGGAACAAGGCGGCUGGUUCACGCCUAUUCCCGAGAAGCAGUAG
Molecule: messenger RNA, 3948 nt
Organism: Aspergillus tubingensis
Lineage: Eukaryota; Fungi; Ascomycota; Eurotiomycetes; Eurotiales; Aspergillaceae
Gene: fphA
Product: putative sensor histidine kinase/response regulator
Exons: 2
Coding region: 1-3948 (1315 amino acids)
Biological process (GO): regulation of DNA-templated transcription; phosphorelay signal transduction system; detection of visible light
Molecular function (GO): phosphorelay sensor kinase activity; protein binding
Source: RefSeq, a predicted model, not a curated record